AUGAGGGCGAGCGGAGAUAACGGUGUCUUGUCCAGGUACCUCGUCGGUUCGCUCCAAAAGGAAGAGGUGUCAAAAAGCGAGUGGGACAGCGCUGGAUAUACCGUGGGGAUGAGGCCCGUGGUGUCAAGAUACGGUGGUAUCGGAUUGGCCUCGGAGCUUGAUUGCAGAUACAAACUGAUCGUCAUUGACGCCGAUCACUCCAAGAGCGUCGGCUAUGCGAUCUCGUUGGUCAAGUUGUCCAUUCUCGCGAAGACCGAAGAGACGACUAUUUUGCGCUUCGUCUGGUUGUCAUCUGCCCCCGUUGACAAAGAUUUAGGCAGGAUGCUCGCCGUUGCUACCAACAGAUCAGAGACUCCCGUCACAGCUUUUCGAUUGACACAGCGGACCAAUUCGCCAAAUUUGUCAAAUUUGAGAUGGAUUGAAUACAAAGCAAGCGACGGGGAGUACCCAGACGCUGUGAUGGAAGCUAUUGCUCCAGAGUAUGCGAUGGUUCAGGACCCGGGGCCGUCGGAAUACAAUACAACGAGAACGAUAGCCUUCUGGGUUGGAGACUCCGAGUGGAAGCGGCAUCGUCUGAGACAUACGCUUCUAGCGGCCGCUCGGAAGUACUUCACUGACGAGAAGGAUACCAGAUCAAUCUAUAUCACCCCCGGUUUGAUGGGAAGAUCGUUGAACGAUGCCAAGAACGCGUACCAUUUGGUUCUUCUCAAUAGCGAGAUAAAGGAGGUAUUCGACACAGAGACGUCGCAUGUGGUUCGGAAGAGGGUGGCGAUGUCGAGGGCCCAGAUGCUGACUCAAAUAACUUGCGCCUUGGAUAAGGAUGUUGAGCAGGCGGAUAGAACCAUCCACGCCCAAGUGGCACUACAUGACAUCCUCGACGCGGAACCUAAAAGGGAAUUCGAAGAUAUUCACCUUCCGGUAUUCAUCAUCUAUGCGAUGGAUGAAUGUCCUGAAAUUAAUAUCGGCCGUCUUCGUGUUUGCUUCAAGGAGCCGGCAUUCGCUGAGGCUAUCCGCCGGCUUUAUGUGUUGGGGUUCAUCUACUACGGCAUGGACGGAAUCAGUGUACAUCUCAACGUUUCCCAGGCCCGGAAGACUCUUGACUUCUUAUCAAUCACGGGAAACGACUUGUCAGUAGCCUGCUUUCUGAGCUGCAUAACAGAGGACACGCCCGCCACGGCCCGGUCCGCGAUGAUCGACAUUGCGGCUAUUGUGCUCACGUGCCACGCUUUGAAUCCUUUCUUCAUCAUUUCACCCGAUCACUUUGCGGACAAAGAUUCCAUCAACGGGCUAUUGCAGCGGCUUUGCAUAGACGUGCCAAGCGAUGUUAUCAAGAGUGGCGCUAUGUGGUUGGCUUUGGCUAUCUUCCGCCAAUACGAAGAGGACUUUGGAUUCGCUUUGUUUGAAACGGAGUACUAUGCAUGGCUUCCGACGGUCAUACCGCAACAGGUUCUGUUCGAUUCUGUUGGCGAAAUGGGCUGUGACCUGGUGGACUUUGCUACGGUAUAUUUUGAGGAGGACGAUGAAGAUGAUUAG
Messenger RNA from Colletotrichum fioriniae, 1533 nucleotides. RefSeq lists its product as uncharacterized. Lineage: Eukaryota; Fungi; Ascomycota; Sordariomycetes; Glomerellales; Glomerellaceae. The record is from RefSeq and is a predicted model, not a curated record.